Molecule: messenger RNA, 465 nt
Organism: Peronospora belbahrii
Lineage: Eukaryota; Oomycota; Peronosporomycetes; Peronosporales; Peronosporaceae
Source: the annotation of a GenBank genome assembly
AUGCAGUAUAUAGCUGAGAAAUGUGGCUGGACAGAUCUAUAUCCGAUCGAUGUGAAGGCACACGCAAAGGUGAACCAAUAUUUGCAUUGGCAUCACACGAAUGCUCGCCUUAUCACGUCUCAGGUACUUGUGCCACUUUUACAUGCAAAGCAAAAUAUCCUCACGCCCGAGGAGACUGUGUUCAUAAAGGCUAUUCCAUCUCUUAUUACCAAGCAAGUGGAACAUAUGGAAAAGUUCCUGGUCAAAGGCUUUGUGGCUGAAACAGACUACCCCACCAUUGCUGACUUUGCUGCCUAUUGCGAGUUUGUACAGGUCGAGCUUAUGGGUAUUCAUGAUUUCUCCAAGUAUUCAAAGUUUUCUACCUGGCUUAAGCACAUGAAGUCGGUGCCGCACCACGACGAGAUGCACAAACCGUUGGACGAGCUCUUGACAACGAUGGAUCUCAAGAUGAAGGUUAUUUCAUAA